Molecule: messenger RNA, 2304 nt
Organism: Parnassius apollo (apollo)
Lineage: Eukaryota; Metazoa; Arthropoda; Insecta; Lepidoptera; Papilionidae
Source: the annotation of a GenBank genome assembly
AUGUCAAUUUGUAUGGCGGUGCGUCUUGUUUCUGCCUUUCAUUGCAAGAAUUCCGCAAAAAUAGCAGUAUUUACGUACAAACAAAACAAUUUAAUAACAUUUGUGAAUCAAAUAGAAAGUUUAGUUAAAGUUCCAAAAAUAUUGUGUGCCUACGCAUCGCAGUCGUCUCUGCAAAGGAACAUGAGAUUCGUGUACCCGGAGGCACGGAGGGAUGAGACGGUGGUUGAUGAUUACCAUGGCACGAAGAUUCAUGAUCCGUACCGUUGGUUGGAAGACCCCGACUCAAACGAAACCAAAGAAUUCAUAGAAGCACAAAACAAAAUCACGAGGCCGUACUUGGACGCGUGUCCUGUAAAGGCGGAUAUAAAUGAGCGGCUCACGGAGCUGUGGAACUACCCCAAGUACUCUUGCCCCUUCCGGAGAGGCGAUCGAUAUUUCUUCUUCAAGAACACAGGCCUGCAAAACCAGAAUGUGCUGUACGUGCAAGACAACCUGGAGGGCGAGCCGCGCGUGUUCUUGGACCCCAACACGCUGUCGGAAGACGGCACGGUGGCGCUGUCCGGCACCCGCUUUACGGAAGACGGCGCCACGCUCGCCUACGGUCUGUCGGCGAGCGGAUCCGACUGGAUCACCAUACACUUGAAGGACGUCGCCACAGGUGAAGACUACCCAGAAGUGUUGGAGAAGGUCAAAUUCGCAUCUAUGUCGUGGACAAAGGACAACAAAGGAUUGUUUUAUUCUCGGUACCCGGAUGCGACGGGCAAGGCGGACGGCUCGGAGACGGAAGUGAAUCGCGACCAGAAGCUGUGCUUCCAUCGUCUCAACACGCCGCAGUCCGAGGACGUCGUCGUGGUGGAGUUCCCCGACGAGCCGCUAUGGAGGAUCGGCGCCGAGGUGUCGGACUGCGGGCGCUACCUGGUGGUGUCGCCGGUGCGCGACUGCCGCGACAACCUGCUGUUCUUCGCGGAGCUGGCCAAGCAGCCCGACAUCACCGGCCUGCUGCCGCUCACGCAGAUCGUGCACAAGUUCGAGGCCGACUACGAGUACAUCACAAACGAGGGCUCCGUGUGCAUAUUCCGCACAAACAAAAACGCUCCCAACUACCAGCUCAUCCAGAUCGACCUGCACAACCCUGCCGAGGAGAACUGGAAAACCCUUAUACCUGAACAUCCAAAAGAUGUUUUGGACUGGGCUUCAGCAGUGGACAAUGAUAAACUUGUCAUUCACUAUGUCAGAGAUGUAAAGAGCGUUUUACAACUGCACAGCAUGAAGACUGGUGAAAUGAUACAGACAUUUGACUUGGAUGUUGGUUCCAUUGUGGGAUUCUCCGGUAAGAAGGAGCAAACGGAGAUAUUCUACCACUUCAUGUCUUUCCUCACUCCUGGCAUCAUUUACCACGUUGAUUUUAAAAAGCAGCCCUACAAGCCCACGGUGUUCAGAGAAGUGAAAGUGAAAGAUUUCGAUGCAUCGCAAUAUGAAGCUAAGCAAGUAUUCUACUCCAGUAAGGAUGGCACCAAGAUCCCAAUGUUUAUUGUUUCUAAAAAGGAUCUGCCCCGCGACGGUUCGAACCCGGCGCUGCUGUACGGCUACGGCGGGUUCAACAUCAACGUGCAGCCCAGCUUCAGCGUCACCAGGCUCGUGUUCAUGCAGCACUUCAAUGGUGUCGUGGCGAUACCCAAUAUACGAGGCGGCGGCGAGUACGGCGAACGCUGGCACAACGCGGGCCGGCUGCUCAACAAGCAGAACGUGUUCGACGACUUCCAGGCGGCGGCGCAGCACCUGGUGGCGGAGCGCUACACGCGGCCCGCGCUGCUCACGGCGCAGGGCGGCUCCAACGGCGGCCUGCUAGUCGCCGCCUGCGCCAACCAGCGCCCCGACCUCUUCGGUGCCGCCAUCAUACAAGUCGGCGUAUUAGAUAUGCUGCGGUUCCAGAAGUUUACGAUCGGACACGCAUGGGUGUCAGAUUACGGCAGCUCGGAUAAUAAGACGCAAUUCGAGUACUUGCUCAAGUACUCUCCCUUGCAUAACAUACAACCACCUGAUAACGCGGGGCGCGCGCAGUACCCUGCGACGCUGGUGCUGUCGGCGGACCACGACGACCGCGUGGUGCCGCUGCACUCGCUCAAGUACAUCGCGGCGCUGCAGCACGCCGUCACGCGUGCGCCGCAGGAGCGCCCACUGCUCGCGCGCUUCGACACCAAGGCGGGCCACGGCGGCGGCAAGCCCACUGCCAAGCUGAUCGAAGAACACACGGACAUCCUUUGCUUCAUGACGCAAAGCCUUGGGCUCAAAUUCGUGAAGUGA